Molecule: messenger RNA, 5601 nt
Organism: Adelges cooleyi (spruce gall adelgid)
Lineage: Eukaryota; Metazoa; Arthropoda; Insecta; Hemiptera; Adelgidae
Gene: Crag
Product: DENN domain-containing protein Crag
Exons: 28
Coding region: 362-5407 (1681 amino acids)
Biological process (GO): regulation of Rab protein signal transduction
Cellular component (GO): cytoplasmic vesicle
Molecular function (GO): protein binding
Source: RefSeq, a predicted model, not a curated record
UCCCCUUCUUACUUUUACUAUGCUAUGGUUUCAUUAUAUAUUUACUUACUGUACAUACAAUUAUAAUACUGUCAAUUGUAGUUUAUCAAUUAUCAGAUUGUCUAGAAUUCUAGACUGUACAUUUACUGGGAAGAAUAAUAUGUUUUAAUUUUUUAAAUAAAAUAUCAAUUACCUACUCACUUGCACUGCAAUGGCUGCAGUUGCUCAUUGGUGUUACUUUCAAAUACUAUCUACACUAUAAAAAAACAAGUAUUUGAAAUAUUAAUGUGAAAUAUUUCAUUUGAAUCAUAUUGCUUACAGGUAACUGAAUAUUCUGUAUUGCAAAAUCACUAUAACCAUCCAAAGCUGAUUUUUAGUAAUUAUGGAAGAACGAAGAGUAGUUGACUAUUUUGUAGUGGUUGGUGCUUCUGAUGAACAGUCUCAAGAUGAUAUAAAUUCAACUCAUUUAAAGCAAAGUCUAUGUUCAGAUCUUCCACCAAUUACUGAUUUAGCAAUUGUUUUUCCUACACUUGGUGAAAAAGUGCCUUCUGGUUAUACUUUAAUUGGGACAACACCUGGAGGUCUCGUAGCAGAUCUCAAUCAUGGUAGCUUGAGAAGUCCAGAAGUGUUUUUAUGUUAUCGACGUGGACGUGAUAAACCUCCAAUUGUUGAUAUUGGGAUAAUGUAUGAUGGAAAAGAAAGAGUAUUAAAAGAUGCUCAUGUAUUAAAAACCACUGUUAGUGGUCAAGUAGCUAAUAUCAAUAACUCUACAUCAUCUCGAACUUUCAUUACCUAUAGAAGAGCAUUAUCUACUGCACCGUGUAAUAUACUAGCAGUAUCUCAUGUAUGUGUGGUUAUAACUAGUCGUGGUGAAACACCACCACAUGCUUUUUGUUUAAUUCACAAGAACCUAAAUAAAGGUAUGGUUGGAUCAGAUGUUUACUUGUGCUAUAAGAAAUCCGUAAUGAAACCGAAGUGUAUCACUUAUAAACCAGUUAUCACAGAUCAAUAUCCAAAAAAAGAUAGAAGUUAUUUCCAUCUUCUACCUUCUGUAGCAUUAUUUUGUUUACCAAUGGGAGCAACACUUGAAGCAUGGCCAAAUCAAGCUAGUCAGCCAGAUCCUGUAUUUUCAACAUUUGUUUUAACUGUUAGUGAUGCUUCCGAAAAAGUAUAUGGAGCAGCAAUUACUUUCUAUGAAAAAUAUAAUGGGGAUCUUUCAAAUGAACAACGAAAAUUAUUGGAUAUAAGUGAAGAUCUGAAUAGUUCAAAAAAUGAAAUAAGUUUACAUACAAAUAAAAGCAUAUGUGUUCUGUCACACUGGCCAUUUUUUGAUACUUUUGAAAAAUUUCUUAUGUUCUUAUUGCACACUUCACUUAGUGAGAAAAUCCCCAUACCGAUUGAAAGGUAUAUUACACAUUUGGUAGAUGAAGUACCAUUCCCAUCUCCAGAAAGACCACAAAUUCUUGUGCAAUUAUCCAUGGAUACGCAACUUAUCUUGACUCAACCAGAAGAUUUACCAAUUCCUAGAAGUGGAGCUGGAUUUCAUCAAAUGAUAAUGAAUUUGCAUCCAGACAAUUGUCUUCUUUUACUACUAUGCGCUUUAACAGAACAGAAACUACUUAUUCAUUCAUUAAGGCCUGAUGUACUAACAGCAGUAGCAGAAGCUGUUUCUACUCUUAUAUUUCCAUUUAAAUGGCAAUGCCCAUAUAUUCCAUUGUGUCCUUUAAGUUUAGCUGAAGUUUUACAUGCUCCAUUACCAUUUCUGAUUGGAGUUGAUUCAAGAUUUUUUGAUUUGUAUGAGCCGCCCACUGAUGUAACAUGUGUAGAUUUGGAUACGAAUACCAUUACUCUAUGUGAAGAAAAAAAGUAUUUAACAACAAAACUUCUUCCAAAAAAGUCUGCAAGAAUAUUAAAAAAUACAUUAGAAAAGCUUUACGAAAAGCUAAAUGAUCUCCAAACUAAUUUUCAAAGUUCAAAUAAUAAAACUUUUCAAGAAACGAAUAUUGAUAGAAAUUUUUUAUUAAAAAGAAAAGAACACGAAUUAGAAUUGGAAAUUCAAGAGGCCUUCCUUCGAUUUACAGCAUCAAUAUUAAAAGGUUAUCGUUGGUUUUUGAGACCAAUUACAAAAGCACCAACAGUGGGUACUACAGAUACAAUUUCAUUGUUUGAUCUACAAGGAUUUUUGAAAUCUAUAGAAAAAUCAAAUCAAAAGUUUUAUUCUCUUUUAACAAAAACUCAAAUGUUUAUACGUUUUAUUGAAGAACGAUCCUUUGUCUCAAAUAUGGAUGCAGCUUUAGAGUUCUUUGAUGAAUGUUCUGAAAAAAUAGAUACAGAAAAUAAUGAAACACGGCUAAUAGAAUUAGAUUUUUGUGGUGAAAGUGAAAGGACUGUCUUCAUAAUGCCUCCAGAAAUGAAUGACUUACCAUGUUUUGCUCCAUACUUUUAUAAAGAUGGUUUUGUCCUAAACCCGGAGUUGUUAAUGUCUAAAGAGUCAAAAAAUAAUUUAAAAAUAAAAAACGAAGAUCACCUACCUAUUCCUGGCAGUCCUAUGGCGAGGCGCACAAAGCACGAAGUUAAGUCAGCUCAAAAGCUUGCUCGAAAAUACUCAACGUCUCCUGGUCUUUGGGCAAAAUUUUUACUCGGAACCUGUUAUAGCUUGUGGUUUAUCCAUUUACCAAGUCAUAUUCUUCAUUCUGAAGACCGUGCUGCCUCUGUUUUACGCUCUGCAUAUGAGCUGUUAAAUAAAUUUCAAAAAAAUGGUGUUCAACGAUUAACUGAUGAAGUUUGCUACAGGGUUAUGAUGCAGUUGUGUGGGAUUUAUAGUCAACCAAUGUUAGCUGUAAAAUUAUUACUUGUUAUGAAGCGAUGUGGUCUCCAUCCAAAUGCAAUUACCUAUGGUUUUUAUAACAGAGCAUUGUUAGAAUCUACAUGGCCCUCUGAUUUGAGGACACCAAGCCAGUUACAUUGGAAUAAACUUAGGAAUGUAGUAAUAUGUACUGCUCUCUUCAAAAAAGCUGGUGCUCAAAAUAGGAAAAGACGAAAUUCUACGGAAGAAGAUAAAAUAUCACAUACAUCAUUAGAAAGUUUGUCAACUGCAGAAAAACAAUCUUCUAUUUCAAAUACACCCAGGAAGUUAUCAAUAAAUGUUGAAUCAAACUUUGGAUUAAGAGGUCGCCCUACCAGUAUUGUUAAACAAGUUUCUCUAUCUACUGAAGAUGAUCAGUCAUGGAGUUCACAACAAUUUGAAAGUAGUGCUGGUCUUUUGAUGACAACUACAUGUUCAAGACCAAAUUCAGCUUGUUCAAAACCAUACAGCGAUACCAUUUCUGUCGAGAGUGAAACUGAUUUAAAAAGAGGCCGUAGUGGGUCUCUAACAGAUGAGAUUAAACUUCAAAUGUCACCUAGAAGGCAUCACCAUUAUCAUCAUCCACUACAUAAUUCAUCUAAUGGCACAUCAUCUGAACUACUUAAAUUAUUAAAACGUUCAAAAAGCUUUGGUAAUGAUGCUCAGAUUUUAAAAAAUCUUAAUGACCUAAAAUAUCAAACUGACUAUAAAAAGUCAAAUGGAAUAUCAAAAAAACUGGUAUUUGAUAAUUUGAAGGUCUAUGAUUUUUCUUUAGAAAAUCUCAGUGAAGAAAGCACUUCUAGUAGAUUUCCUGAAUCUGCGCAACGUACUCCAGUAUUAGAAAAUGACCCCUUAGGUGCCCUUCAAGAACCUUUAAAACCAUCACCUUCCCUAACCAUUCCUAAUACCACUAUGCCACGGGUACGAUCAGGUAUUGAACUUGACCGUAGUGGUUCUCCUGUAUUAUUUCGUGAAUGGGGAAACAUGCAUCGUAGUGCCACUUACAGUGAUGAAGUGGGAAAUAUUGAUAAGCACAUCCAAAGAUCAUCUACUAUGCCAGCUCAUAGCACCCAAGAGUUAGAUUCACAAAGUCCAAUAAAAACUGCUUUAGGAUCUGCAUUUAAAAUACCUUUUUCUUCUUCAAGCUUUACUGGGAAAAAAUCCAAUGAACUCCUCAUGGGAGGUUUAACUAGCUUAAAGAGUGCUGCCAAUACAGUAGUAAAAAAGUUUGAUGAAAUUAAAGAAGCCAUUUCCACAAAUAACACACCUGUAAAAGAUUAUAUUCAGUGUUCAAAAGAUGAAGAUAACUGGAUUGGAGAUGACAUUGAACAACAACAAUCCACUGAACCAAGUGUUCGGCGAAAAAUAUCUAGUGAAAUAUCAUCAUUAGCUGUUGCUCAGCAUUUGGACUCGUGGAGUACAAAUUUAAUUGAGUUAUUUACAGAUGGUCAUAGAAAGAGUAGUUCUAUCAAUAUGAAUUCUGGAAGUGCUACAUUGGAUUCAUCACAACUUAGCUUAUUUCAAGAAAAACUCUACAGUCGAUCUAGUCGUACUCCUGAAUUAGUGGCUAUUGAAAUUAUUAUGACUACUUGCUCGAAAUGUCAUAAUUGUGGCUGUUUACUAUUUGAUGAAGAAAUUAUGUCUGGUUGGGUACCGGAUGAUUCAAAUUUAAACACAAAAUGUAGGCUGUGUAACAAAGAAGUAGUACCAUUUUUAACUGUAGAUGUUAUUGAUUAUCGAUCAAAAAAUGAUGUUCUUGAUGAAAAUGAUUGUCACAGUAAUCAAAUAAAUUUGGACUUGCUAACAAAAAAUACUAAAGAAAAAGAAAUAUCAAAUAAUAAUUACAGAGCAGACACAAUUACAGUUCCUUACUUAAACCCUCUUGUGUUGCGUAAAGAACUUGAAUCUAUUCUAGCAGCAGAGGGAGAUAUUUCAUUAACACAUUUUAAAUUUGUCGAUGAACACCCUAUAAUAUAUUGGAAUUUGGUAUGGGUGUUUGAAAGAAUUGAUGUACAGUCACACAUUCCAGGAUUAUGCCUAAAUGCUAGUUGUGUUCUUGGUGAUCGUGACAUUAAGUCAUUUCAUUCCAUUUGGACAAUGUGCGAUUCUUCAAAUGUAUUAAUAACAAGUCUUUGGGAUAAUCCAAAGCUAUAUGAUGAUAUUGGUCUUCCAAUGUACUCCUUCUGGUCUGAUGAGGAAUCAAAAGAAAGUUGUUUAAUUAGUGCUUUAGUCACUGAUCGAAAUACUAUACCAAAAAAUUUAAUGUCAAAAGUAAUUGCCAGCAUUCGUCGCAACAAUUUAUCAGAUCCAUUAAAGAAAUUAGCUGUUGAAAGAAAUAAAUUACGAGGAAACGACUUGUCUCACAGUCACUCAUUAUACAGGGAUAUUUUAUUCUUAACAAUUACUGCUAUUGGCCGUGAAAACAUUGAUAUAAGUGCCUUUGACCAAGAAUAUUUAAUAGCUUUUGAAAAUUUGUCAGAAAACGAAUCUAAACUUUUAUUAAAAUGUGAUCACCCCAUUUCAAUCGGAAGUCAAUACUGUCGUCAUCUUUUUAAAGAACUCGAGCUUUCAAAUUACAAGUGAUAAUUUAACUACUUUAUGUAAAUCAUCUUUUAAUGUGUGAUAUAUACAAAUGUAAAUGUUCAUCUGCUCACAUUAAUAUGUUUAAAUAAUAUCAAUACUUAACAAUGCAGCUUUAGCAUAGCAAAAAUCCAAUUUCAAAUAGUCAGUUAUUUAUUGACUUAACUAUUCAAACCAUUAUUAGUUUAAAAUAUUUU